Messenger RNA from Hippoglossus stenolepis (Pacific halibut), 5277 nucleotides. RefSeq names its product extended synaptotagmin-like protein 2a (gene esyt2a). Bases 165 to 2960 code for a protein of 931 amino acids. Gene Ontology annotation, molecular function: lipid binding. The transcript has 25 exons. NCBI's taxonomy places the organism in Eukaryota, Metazoa, Chordata, Actinopteri, Pleuronectiformes, Pleuronectidae. Gene Ontology annotation, biological process: lipid transport. The record is from RefSeq and is a predicted model, not a curated record.
CAGUUUCCUGCGGCCCGGUGGAGCCGCUGGUGGCCGCGGCAGGAUGUGCAGAAGGAGGGCGGGCUGUCACACUCUCUGCUCGGUAUGUGAGGACUCGGCUGCCGGAGUGAAUCUGUCUUUAUUCUGCGGGAGGAACGGAGGUGGCAGGCGGACAGCGAGGGGAAAUGAGUAACAGGAUGGAGGGUUCGGCGGGACCAGGCGUCGGGGCGAACGGACCCGUGGCAGCGCCCAGCAGCCCGGUGAGCUCCGCCAUGGGGCCGCCCCUGUCUCCACAAGAGCUGGAAGACGAGCAGCAGUCGUCGCUGACGGACGUCUCCCAGAUGUGGAUUAAGUUUGCCAAGACCUUCGCCCUCAUCUUCCCCAUCUACAUCUUGGGAUACUUUGAGUUCAGUUUCAGCUGGGUUCUGAUCGCACUGGCCGCGUUGUUCUAUUGGAAGAAGAACCACGGCAGUCAGGACUACAGGAUAAACCGUGCCUUAGCAUUCCUGGAGCAUGAGGAGAAAGCAAUGAAGAAAAGUUUGCCCACGACUGAGCUGCCACCGUGGGUUCAUUAUCCAGAUGUGGAAAGAGUAGAGUGGCUGAAUAAGACGGUGAAGCAGAUGUGGCCGUUCAUCUGCCAGUUUGUGGACAAGCUGUUCAGGGAGACCAUCGAGCCGGCGGUGAAGGGCGCCAACCCUCAUCUCAGCUCCUUCUGCUUCACUAAGAUCGACAUGGGCGACAAGCCGCUGAGAGUGAACGGGGUGAAAGUUUACACAGAGAAUGUGGACAAGAGGCAAGUCAUCAUGGAUCUGCAGAUCAGUUUUGUCGGAAACACAGAGAUUGACGUGGACAUCAAGAAGUUCUAUUGCAGAGCUGGGAUCAAAAGUAUUCAGCUUCAAGGAGUGAUGAGGGUGGUGAUGGAGCCGCUGCUGGGGGACAUGCCUCUGAUCGGCGCUCUGAGCGUCUUUUUCCUCAAGAAACCAUUGCUCGACAUCAAUUGGAGCGGACUCACAAACAUGCUGGACAUUCCUGGUUUAAAUGGUUUAUGUGACAACAUCAUCCAGGACAUCAUCUACGGCUUCCUGGUUCUGCCCAACUCCAUCAAAAUCCCUCUGGUGGGAGAGGCCCAACUGGCCCAGCUGCGCUUCCCCCUUCCUAAGGGCAUCCUGAGAAUCCACUUCAUCGAGGCCCAGGACUUGCUGAUUAAAGACAAGUUACUCGGAGGGCUGAUUAAAGGCAAGUCCGACCCGUACGGAGUCGUCCAGGUCGGGACCCAAGUCUUCCAGAGCAAAGUCAAACACGAGACCAUCAACCCAAAAUGGAAUGAAGUGUACGAGGCCUUUGUGUACGAUCACUCAGGACCCAAUGUGGGCGUCGAGCUGUUUGACGACGACCCUGAUAAAGACGACUUUCUGGGAAGUCUGGUGAUCAACCUGGCCGAGCUCCAGAAGGAACAGAAGGUCGACGAGUGGUUUGUUUUGGAAGAAGUGGCCUCAGGGAAGCUGCACCUCAAACUGGAGUGGUUAUCUCUGCUGCCCACACCUGAGAAGCUGGACCAGGCGCUGAUGACCAUCGGUGCUGAUCGCGGUAAAGCCAACGACGGCCUGUCGUCUGCGCUGCUCGUCGUCUUCCUGGAUUCUGCCAGAAACCUGCCGAGCGUCUUCGAGGGGAACUUGGGCUCUGGCUACUUAAAAGAGAGGCGGGCGGCGGGCCUCGUGUUCUGCGAGAACACCGCCUCUCUCUAUAGGACCUUAUUUCGCAAUCCGUUAGAGUUCAACCCAGCGGGGCUGAAGAAGGCCUCGUUCAGUAAGGCCAUCAAGUCCGGUAAAAAAGUGACCAGCGAUCCCAGUCCGCUAGUCCAGUUCAGAGUGGGACACAAAUCCUUCGAGAGCAAGACCAGAUAUAAGACCAACGAGCCCGUGUGGGAGGAGGCCUUCACCUUCCUCAUUCACAACCCCAGGACCCAACAGCUGGAGGUGGAGGUGAAGGAUGCGAAACACGAAUGUUCACUGGGGACGUUAACGCUGCCUCUGAGUCGCCUCCUGGAGGCAGAAGACAUGACGCUGGACCAGCGCUUCCCCCUGAAGAACUCCGGGCCGAGCUGCACCCUCCAGAUGAAGAUGGCUCUGCGGGUGUUGUGCCAGGUGAAGGACACUUCCCCAGCCCCAAACUCCGCCCCGUCCUCGGUGCAGGUCCGUAAGUCCUCCAGCCAGACGCCGCGACCCUCGGUCUCCUCUGACUCGAAGCUUCCCUCCGACAGCCCUGAAAACCUCCCCUCGGCGUCUCUGUCGGCCCAGGACCUGAUGAACCGGCAGAAGGACUCGGACGAAUAUGUCCGGUCUCCCGGAAGCACGGACUUGGGGCAGGGCGGAGGAGAAAGAGGAGGUCGUGGUCUGGCGGAGUCCGGCAGGAGCAGCUCUAACCUCGCCAUCUCCGGCUCCCAGCAGUACCUGGCCGGAGGCAAAGAGCCGACGCCCAGCAUCGCAUCAGACAUCUCCAACCCCUACGCUACGCAGGAGCUGCAGCAGAGGCUCCACCAGCUGCAGAAUGGCUCAGGCCCCAGUUACUUCCCACUGGGUGAGGUCCAGCUGACGGUCAGACACAGCUCGCAGAGGAACAAGCUCAUCGUGGUGGUUCACGGCUGCAGAAAUCUGAUAGCCUUCACUGAUCAGGGGUCAGAUCCGUACGUCCGCCUCUACCUGCUUCCCGACAAACGGAGGUCGGGCAGGAGGAAAACUCACACGUUCAAGAAAACCCUCAACCCUGUUUAUGAUCAGACGUUUGAGUUCAGCGUCUCCCUCGUGGAGCUCCACAGACGGACCCUGGACGUCGCUGUGAAGAACAGCGGAGGUCUGCUCUCCAAGCACAAAGGCCUUCUGGGAAAGGUUCUGGUGGACUUGACUCAUGACGACAUCACAAAGGGUUGGACACAAUGGUAUGAGCUGAGCGAAGACGGCCUGGCGAGGCCUCAGCAGCUAUAGACGUCAACAACAAGUCUUCACGACAACAUAUCGCCACACUUCCGCUUUACAUCACUGCACCAUGUUGUUUUUUCAUCACUUGUAACUGUUAAAAAAAAACAAAAGGAACAGAAAAGCAGCUUUCGAUUUAUUUAAUCACUUCAGUCGCAAGGCAAACGUCCCCUUUAAGAAGUGCGUGAGAGUGGCUGAGCAUAUAUGCAACAAGUAGAAAACUAUAUAUGACACAAUAUACAGUAGAACAAUCUAUUUUUUAGUCGGAAAUAUCGAUGAUGCUGAGGUUUGUAAAUAAUGUAAAAUGAUGCUGGAUGAAACGGACGUGUAGAGAAAGAUGUCCGAGGUCUCGGACUUGGCCAAAUGAUUGUUUGUAAUUUUAUCUGUUUUCAUGAUUAUUAUUAUUUUUUCUUUUUUUAAUUGCUCAAUAUUCUGGACGGAGUUUCUGAGGCAGAGCGGGCGUGUGCAGGGAAAGACGUCACCAAAGAGACGAGAAGUAUUUUAUUUUGGUAACACAACUGUACGCUGGCUUUAUUCCACUUUAAUAACGUGUGUAUUAACCAUGUGAUGAGAACUUUGAAUACACAAAUAUCGUGUUAAAUAUGAUGCAAGUACCAAGUUUAUUUAGCUCGAUAACACAGGCUUUUUCUCUAGUUAAUAUACCUGCUGUUACACUGAAAUAAGGCAGUUAUCUGAUUGUUUUUUUAAAACUAUUUGCACAUUUGUGUGUCUGUGUGUGUGUUUUUUUUAUCUGGUCGGGGAUCAUCCGUGUUCUUAUCAGCAAUUUGAACAUUUCCUGAAUUCAUUUAGGAUGAAAACAUCAGGUUCAUCAGAUAAUUUCAUCUCAAAUUCAUUAAAUUCAUGUUUUUUCUAAAUAUAAAAUUCAAAAGAUCUUGAAAUGAUGAAAUAUCCGUUUUAAGGGAAUACGGUGACAUUUUGUUUUUCACCAAAAGUCAAAUGCGAGGUUGGGUUGUGCUUUUGUUUUGAGGAACAAAAUCCGCCUGCCGUCACCUUUUUAAGUUUAUCAAUUAUUACAUUAUAUGUCGUUAUAUUGUUUGCUUGUAUGGAAGAAUUAAGAAAUCCACCAACUGAUGUUUUUACACUCAUCCCUGUCUCCGUGCUUUAUGCUAAGCUAAGCUAACCCUGGAUUUUGAUUUUUUUUUAAAAAUGAAAACAUGUAUUACUCAACAUAUUGAACUUUCGCUGUCAUGUCAUUCCUGUAUCACGUUGGACUUUAUUUAAAAUGAAAAGUGAGAAAACAGCGUUUGUGUUAAAAAUAAAGACGUAAAGCAGCAGAGUGGUGAGAGAUACGGACGCAAAGUCGUUGUGCUGAUUUCACCUCGUCUGUUGUUGUGGCUUUUAUUUGAUAAUUAACACUUUGCACAGACGCUGAGACGAAGGAUUCACCAGACAUCUUUACACUCAUUGAAGUAUCUGGAAGAUGCUUUUAUCACAAACGUUUUAUUUCCCACUUCCUGUUGUCAGAGGUUGACGUCAUGGUCGUCGCUCACAUUUUGUUUAAGUCAACAUCGGUCUUAACUCUUCAUCGAGGGUAAUUUUCAACACUUUGUUGUGUCGCGUUUGUUGCUGUGACGCACAAAAUGUUUUUUCGUCUGAAGCAAAACCACACAGCAGUGAUGAAAACGACAUUUCUCUGUUUUCCUGUUUUGUUUUAGCUUUGUGUUUGCUUCUAGUUUUUCACAUUUUUGUUUAGUUUUCGGUUGGUUUUGUUUUUUCUUUAAUGCAUCGCUUGUUUUGUUUCAUAUUUGUUUUGUUUCAUAUUUGUUUUGUGUUGCCUUGUGUACAUACACUUGAAUGAAGCAUUGAUCUGAUUUAUAUCGGUAACAAACGAUUUGGUUGUGAAUGAGUUUUAGUAUCGAACACCUAAAUGCGUUUUGUGUGUCAAUACGCAGCCAAACAGUGAUUGUGUGUGUUGAUACUGAGGUGGCUGCAGUUUGACCUUUGACCUUUUGAAACACCAAAUAUUGACCGUUGCCUUGUUCUCAUUCACAUCAGGCAUCGAGGAAAGUAUUUCACAUAAAUGUCUGUAGCUAUUGUUUAAUGUCUCUCGAUGUUCUCUUCCAGCCGUCGUCCUCUUUGUCGUGUUCUGUGCGUCGGUCUGUUUAUUUUGUGUGUAAGCCAUCGGAUUUGAACGCUUUGCCUCUGUGGGUGCAGUGUGUCCUCGCUUAUCUUGUUUAUCUUGUGCCUUAAAAUCCACACGGCCCAGAGAUAUGUGCGUGUUUGAAAAGAACCAACGUGUUUCAGAACGUCUCCUCAAUGAAAUGAAUAAAGAGCUUCGGCUGCAGCAGCAGGAAGCUGAACAGCA